Molecule: messenger RNA, 2895 nt
Organism: Stylonychia lemnae
Lineage: Eukaryota; Ciliophora; Spirotrichea; Sporadotrichida; Oxytrichidae
Source: the annotation of a GenBank genome assembly
AUGAAUCUGUAAAAAGAAAUUAAGCUCAAAGAAAUGUAACAAUAGCAGUUAUUGAAAGUAGUGAUAGGCAGGAGAAUCAUGAGACAUUAGAAGAUUUGUUUGCAGUCUUAGUUUUCAAAGUAGUUAUUCACCUAUUGGAGAUUAAUAUCCUGCAAUCAGAAAAUUAUUACAGCUAAACAGCAUUAAAUGCUAGAAUUUUCAAAAAAAAUAGAGACUUUAAAUAAAACCUAUCAAAGUUAAAAAGCAAAAGCUUUAAAAUAGCUUUCAGUUGCAUUAGUGUCAAAUCUAUACAAUAGAUUCAUUGGAUUUUCUUUCAAUAAAAUUAGAUAAGACAAUUAAGAUGAUUUAAAGCAAUUUUAUACAGACACUGAUGCUUCUCUCUUGUCAGUCAAACUAGAAUCAGAGCAUUUAUGUCGCUUAUUCUUCUAAAAUUUCAAUAAGGCAUAAAGCUAAAUCAUAAUCUUUAGAGUACUGGAUCCCUCAAUCUUUAUUGAGUAAGAACUUGGGACGUUUAUCGAAACUUUCAAACUAAAGAUUAGGGAAAUCCAAAUAACUUCAGUCAAACUUCAAUACCCAUUUCAUUAGAUAAAAAGUUCAACUGAAUUUUAGAAGAUAAAGUCAUUUCUGAAGCUUGAAAAUGUCAUUUAAAAGCAAUGCAAGACAGAUGUGAAGUUGGUAAGAGCUUUUAGACUCUGGCAAAAACAACUUUUAAAUCACUAUCUUGAUUGCAUCUCUCAUCAAAUGAGAUAGACAAAGAAAAAGGUUUUAAACUAAAGAUUCCUCUUCAUUACUAAGAAGAUACAAUUUAGAAUGAGGAAAGCCUUUCUAAGAUGGAACUAUCAAGCAAAGCUCUUAAGUCAAGAUAUGAUCUUCCGAUUUGACUUAUAAUCUUGUUUCUACAAGCAAAAUUUUGGCGCAUUAAAGAUUCUUAACAGAUUCUUAAUGUUUCGCAAGUAGACAAUGACAAUUCCUCAGUCAUCUAAAUCAUUAAUGAUGGCAUUCUAAACAUGGAAAAUAAAUACUGGAUUUUUAAUGCAAUAUGAUUAUGUACUAAGAAGUAGGUAAAGAAGCAUGCUAAUGCUUGUUAGUAUAAUGCAAAAGAAUCUGGGUGCUCAUAAGAACAUUGCUUUUUGGAGGAUCAAAGAAGAUAGUGAUAGCAAUAGAAAGCACUCUGCCAAGAAACUGAAAAACCCAAUUGGUGUUAGUAAUAAUAGUCCUUUUUAUAAAUCUAUUAUAAUCCCAAGACUAGAUAUAUCAUAGAAAGCAAAGCAAAUUUAAAAGACAAAUCAGGCAAACAAUAAAGAAUGUAGGAAACUGCUUUUCAGAGUGGAAAAUGUUUUCAAUCCUGAAAAGAGAGGUGAUUAAUUAGUCCCAAUAAAACAUGAGGAAAUAAAGCUUCAGAAGAAGAUGGGAAAAUCCAAUGAUCAAUCUUUGAAGUGUGGCUACCAGAUACUAAAGAUUAUUUAUAAGAACAAGAAACUAAAACUAGAAAAAUUACUAGGUUAAAAAGCUGAGAAGACUUAUUUCAAACGAUGGCAAGAAAAUAUAAGAGAGAAUUAGUCUAAGGAUAAGCUUAUGAAAGACAAAUUUAAGAGCAUUUUAUCUAUUUACAAAGAACAAUAGCAUAAAUCACUACUUUUUUCUAUGAAUAAAUGGAAGCGACUGAUCAUUAAGAGGGAUAAUGGUUCACUGUAUACUAGAGAUUUAUAGCACAUCAAUAACUCUAUAAUUUUAACACAAUCCUAAAUAAACUAUUCCAUAGAAUAGAAAAUCCAGUAAAAGCUCUAUUUUAUAAAAUCUAAUAAGAACAGCAAAGAAAUUAUUCACUUUGUUUCAAUCUUAGAGAGGCUUUAGAAUUCUUAGGUAAACUAGGCAUUUUAGGAAGUGAGGCACUUUGCUUCACAAUAUAUAACUAACCAAAAGCAUAUUAGAGAUAAAUUUGAGAUAAUAGAGUAGGAAAAGUAGGUAAUGGAAGAGGAGUAUGGUAAUGCACUUUCAUUUAACGAAGACUUAUAAUGCUAAUUCGAAGCAAUCAUAAAGGUUAGCUGCUCUAAUUGUUUUUAAACCAGGUAAGCCUACAUAGACUCUCAGUACAAUUCAAAUGGAUCAAAUUAUCAGCAAUAUCAAUAGCAUUAAAUCAACUAAAGGCCGAGUGUAAUAGUAGAAUAAGAGAUUGAGAGUUCCCUUUCAAAUAUGGAACUCACAAGAACUGAUAAAAGUUUGAAGAGGCCUUUGGAAAUGUACAUGCUUUAGAACUAGUAACAAUAGAUAUUCAAACAAAGUGAUAGUUAGGGUAAUCUACAGCAUAUGUAAGACCCAAACAAUUUCAGAGAAGACAGAGUAAGCUUCCCUCAUCAAAACCAAAAUAACAUGAUGAUUUCGACAGGCACUUCGAACUUUGGCUCAGCGCACUAAAGUGGCAGAUCUACCACGGAUUUAACUAGAGGCUCACCGUCAAACCUCUAAUCUCGGUUGACUUCUGACACCAAUGCAAGCAACUUUAUGCAAGGGAGAAGAUUCACCUUCAGUCCAAUGAUUGGUCCAAACGGGAUAAUUUCCAACCCAAAUUACUAGGUGAUAUAGGAGUAGUAAAAUGAAUGUGAAAGUAGUUUCAAAACUGAGAACUCCAACAAUAAAGACAUUGUGCAUUAGUAUUUUGAUUUCUUGCACAAAGAGAACGAGAACCUUAACAUGGGUAUAUACCAGCUUGAAUCACAAAUAGAUGAAGAAAGCAUAAGGUUCGAAAUGGAUAUGAAUGAAAUGCUGCAGCAAUAUAAUAGUCUUUAAGAAGAGAUCAAAGAGUAUGAAAGUUUCUAAGCAAAUGUUAAUAAUCAAGAUAAUCAACUUGCAUCUAUCAAUGAUGAAGAUGAAGAAUUUAAUAACGACAAUUUUUGA